AUGCACGAUAUAUUUGGCUCAUUGGUGCACGACAGCAAUAACAUUGCAGAAGGGAAUGGAGCUUAUCUUAGAGAACAACUGCUUCAGCAGAAUGAACACUCGCCUAUAUCUUUCCCGUUCAAACUAAAUCAAUUUCAGUAUCCGGAUAUUGAUGAUCUUACAGAUUUCAAACAGCCAGGACCACUUUUUUCAGGUAUUGUAACCUUUGCCCAUCUCCCGGAAGAUGAAUGCUUCUUUGCGAGGGAGCCAAUGGAUAUUGCAAUUGUUGGAGCUCCAUUUGAUUUGGGAGUUUCAUAUAACAGUGGAGCUAGAUUCGGACCAAAUGGUGCUCGUCAAGGAUCACGAAGGCUGCGAGGAGGAAUCAGUCCAAUAAGAGGCAAUUCUCGGUCUUCAAAACUCAGAGGUAUCGACCCUUAUAAUUCAGGACUUAAGUUAAUAGACUGCGGAGAUGUUCCAAUGACUCCGUUCGACUCCAGGAUAGCUUUGAAUCAGCUUUAUCGCGGUCAACAUGCCAUCCAUAAACAUCCAAGCUUCAAUUCCACGCAGUUUAAUAACACACGUAUUGUGACCUUGGGUGGCGAUCACACAGUCACUUUAAUGAAUUUAAGGUCGGCAUAUGAAACUUUUGGAGAUCCAGGAGGGCUAGCUGUAAUCCAUUUCGACGCUCAUAUAGAUACAUGGGAUCCAAAAGUUUUAGGAGGAGGUAUUUCAGAUUAUGCCAGUUUGAACCACGGUACGUUUCUACACUUUGCUGCUGAAGCUGGCUACGUAGCCAAAAAUCACAGCGUACACGUCGGAAUCAGAGCCCCAUUCAUUUCUGGGACAGAUGAAAAGCAUGAUGCUGUGGACUGUGGCUUCAAAACAUUCACUUCCAAGGACGUUGAUUUGUACACCGCAAAGGGGAUCGCUGAAAAAAUUAAAACCAUUGUCGGACAGCGUAAAGUCUAUCUGACUUUUGACCUUGAUACAUUUGACGUUGGCUACAUCAACUCGGGUACCUUGGAAGCUGGAGGACUCAGCUCAAGAGAAAUCUUAACGAUUUUAGAUGGUUUGGAGGGAAUCAAGCUAGUAGGUUGUGACGUCGUGGAGGUCAGCACUGCACCUAAUACUGUGAAUAGUGCUAGCACAGAGCUGUUAGCUGCUCAGGUGGUAGAUUCGAUGUUGGGGCUGAUGACUGUGUUCGACCAGCCUGAGUAG
Messenger RNA from Ogataea polymorpha, 1197 nucleotides. RefSeq lists its product as uncharacterized. Lineage: Eukaryota; Fungi; Ascomycota; Pichiomycetes; Pichiales; Pichiaceae. Bases 1 to 1197 code for a protein of 398 amino acids. Gene Ontology annotation, molecular function: agmatinase activity; metal ion binding. The transcript has a single exon. The record is from RefSeq and is a predicted model, not a curated record.